Echinococcus granulosus is the source of this 702-nucleotide messenger RNA. Its product is annotated as DAZ-associated protein. The record is from RefSeq and is a predicted model, not a curated record. Bases 1 to 702 code for a protein of 233 amino acids. Gene Ontology annotation, molecular function: mRNA binding. The transcript is spliced from 4 exons. NCBI's taxonomy places the organism in Eukaryota, Metazoa, Platyhelminthes, Cestoda, Cyclophyllidea, Taeniidae.
AUGCACUUUUUUAAGGGCGAGGACGACAAGGUGGGUAGCAAGGACAAAGCUGUUGGCACUAGUGACGGGCGUAAGGUGGAUGCAUUGCGCCUAUUCAUUGCUAAUCUGGACCGUUGGACCACGCAGCAGGACUUGAAGGAGUACUUUUCUCGCUACGGCAGCAUUACAGGUUUAAACCUGAUUCGUGAACGCGAGAGUGGGAUGCCACGAGGCAUUGCUUUCGUGAAAAUGGCUACACCGCAGGAAGUGAAGGCUAUUUUGAAGGCGUGUCCUCAUUAUCUGCGCGGGAGAAGCAUCGUCGUGCGACCCGCAUAUUCGAGAGACUCGAGAAGAAAAGUUGCGAAUUCCAGUAACGCCAAAACUAACCAUCAGUUGGUUGUUCACGAUCUACCACCUCAAUUAAGUAAGGAAAACAUCCUAGAGCUCUUUGGCGGAUUCGGUUCAAUUACAAACAUAAGGAUAGACCAAACCAUAGGCAAAGCCUUCGUCAAUUUCUCUACUGCAGUAGCGCUCCAACUGGCAAUCGCCGCAACUCCUCCCCGCCUCAAGGGUGUGAGCCUUCAUGUAUCAUUGCCCCGUGCUCACGAAUGGAGUGCCUUUAAUGUACUCGUCCCUGUCGUUUACGAAUCGGCUCAGGAUAAACAUCGAAUAGAUUCGGAACCCAAAUGCAAAUACAUGUACAGCUCCAAUCACAACGUGUAA